Molecule: messenger RNA, 1424 nt
Organism: Suillus clintonianus
Lineage: Eukaryota; Fungi; Basidiomycota; Agaricomycetes; Boletales; Suillaceae
Product: outer mitochondrial membrane transport complex protein-domain-containing protein
Exons: 5
Coding region: 61-1245 (394 amino acids)
Biological process (GO): mitochondrion organization
Cellular component (GO): SAM complex
Source: RefSeq, a predicted model, not a curated record
CAAACAACGCCAGCCAAUUAAAUGGGUACAUAACCUUCUUGGGUGUAUAACAAGUGUAUAAUGUCUGCAGCAGCUAUACAACCAACCUUAUGCACAUUAUACAUUUGGCCUUCUAGAUGGAACUUACCAUCUAUUGACCCCACAUGUAUUGCAGCAGUUUUCUACCUGCAAUUGACUAUUCCAGGAAAAUUCGAAGUUGUAGAAUGUACUAACCCCGACGUGUCCCCUAGUGGAAAGCUUCCCUUCCUCACUCAUGGCCAUGCCGCAGUGUCGUCUAUCCCAGCCAUCAUUUCCUUUGUUUCCUCGCUGGCAAAGUCUACAACAUCAGGUGCAAGGAACCUCGACGCGUUUUUAAGUGCACCACAAAGAGCAAAUCGAACCGCGUGGUGCUCACAUGUUGAGGUGAAUAUCGGGGACCUCGUGGCGUAUUCGUUCUACUCUUUGGAUGACAACUUCUGGAAACUCACAAACCCUACAAUGGCAUCGAUGCUUCCGAUUCCGCAGCGCUACUACGUGCCUGGACGUAUACGUGAAAUGCAUCGACCACGCUUAGAGGCUGCAGGUCUGUGGACACAGUCAGCCUCUGAACCGGAGAAGGACUCCUUUGGAAAACGACAAAAGACAGACGACCCUAAAGACGAGUAUGCGCGCGCGUUUGAACGGGACAAAGUAUCUGCGCAAGCGAAGGCGUCGUUUGCUCUUUAUGCGAGGUUACUGAACGGGCAGAAGUUUUUCUUUGGGGAGCGGCCCACGACUCUUGACGUUUAUCUAGCCUCGCAUAUUCUCCUGUUGCUUGAUCCGCCAUUCCCAGACCAACUAAUGCGAAGUAUUCUGGAGGAGUCAUACCCGACACUCGUGGAGCAUGCACGCAAUAUGCAAACCGAAAUCUCACAAUUACCGCAGUAUCUUGUCGCUGCUGCACAAAAACAGUCGUUGCUGUCGUUAAUUCCGCGACCACUGAGCAACCCUCCCAAAACGAAGGAGAGCCAAAUGGAUGAAGCAGACCUUCGCUUUCGUCGCAUGCGAUGGACGUGGUUCGCGCUUGCUUUAGGCGGCGUGGCGUGCUACGUCGCUCAACUCUGUAUGAAAGUCAGCGUCGUGAGGGUCAACAGGAGACCUCGACGUGUGCAGAGGGAUGGGGCUAACCAGGAACGUGAAACAGAGGUCACGAUUACAGAGGAUGAAGAACAAGAAGAUGAUGAAGAACAAGAAGAAAGUGCUCCGAGUCGGGACGGGGACGAGUAGCCAGUGAUCUUAGUUGCGCUUGUGGCUCGGCUUGGUGCACUGUGUUCAUAUUGUGAUGCUCGCCUUGUCUAUAGGACCAUGGCAGCGGUGCCUCCUGUGCCUCUCGAUAUCACGUUGUUCUAUCCAAAUUCCGUUGCAUGAUUGUGCAGGAUGGGCCUGUAAAUCAGUCACACUGUGUG